CAAGCCUCGGACGGUGAACUGCAAGUCCAGCCAUUGGCCCUCCUCGAACUACGACCUCAAAGCUAUCUCCUUCCUCAGCAUAUAGCUACUACUCCGAUACCACCAUCAUGUCUACGGAAAUGGAAGUCGACCCUCCGGUGGUGCAACAAGAGGAAGAGGAAGAAGCUCCCGCGCAGUCCAGCAACGGUAGCCACGAUCCGAGAACACAGGCGGGAGCCGUCGCAGUACGCAGCAUCGAGGGAUGGAUUGUCAUCGUGACCAACAUCCAUGAAGAGGCCUCCGAAGAGGACGUCACGGACUUGUUCGCCGAAUAUGGAGAGAUCAAGAAUUUCAGCCUGAACCUGGACCGCCGGACGGGUUACGUCAAGGGAUAUGCCUUGAUCGAGUACUCCACCCUCCCCGAAGCCUCGGAUGCCAUCAAAGCCUUGAACGGCUCCAAACUACUGGACCAAACCAUCUCCGUCGAUUUCGCAUUCGUUAGACCGCCUCCCUCGAAUAAAGGAAAGGGUGGAGGACAGAGAGGUGGACGUGGCGGCGGUAGAAACCGCAGCAGAAGCCGCGAGAGGAGCCGCAGUCCUGGAGCCGAUGAUGCACGGGACUAAGCCCGCCGUGAUGUUUUGUUUGUUGGGAGAGCGUCCUCUUUUCAAUUCAUCUCACAGGCCGUGGAUGCGCCAGACACUUGGCCUUUUGUUUGCUC
Messenger RNA from Aspergillus fijiensis CBS 313.89, 697 nucleotides. RefSeq names its product RBM8 family RNA-binding protein. Gene Ontology annotation, cellular component: exon-exon junction complex; nucleus; cytoplasm. Gene Ontology annotation, molecular function: mRNA binding. The record is from RefSeq and is a predicted model, not a curated record. Gene Ontology annotation, biological process: RNA splicing. NCBI's taxonomy places the organism in Eukaryota, Fungi, Ascomycota, Eurotiomycetes, Eurotiales, Aspergillaceae. The coding region runs from base 108 to 602 and encodes 164 amino acids. The transcript is spliced from 2 exons.